AUGGCCCACCCAACAAAUAUGUCUUCAAUGAAAGACCCCCAGGACUGGACAGUCGACGAGGUUGUCAAGUUUCUCUGCCAUGACAAGCCCGGGGACUGGUCUUACAAUUUGGCUUCCCCAGAUCUUGUGGCUCUGGAGACUUCUCUCCGAGAAAAUUCCAUCUCGGGUCCAAGUUUUCUCGAAAUCACGGACUACUAUGUCAAAGAGCUAGGCGUGAGAGCUAUCGCCCAACGCCAAUUUAUCUUGAAGGCUAGUAAAUGGCUACAACAGCGGUCGCCGAAGUUCCAAAACGUUGGGUUGGAGCAUCAACAGCCUCCUACCAAAGAACUUCCUGGGGAACAACAACUUUCACCAGAACGCCUCGAUAAUCCCAUCAAAACGACUCCGCUUCUUGAAAUUCCCGUCAAUGCCACCCCCCCUUUUGAAGUUCCCACCAACCCAAACCCUCUUUCUGAUGGCCCUCCACCGGCCAAAACGGAGGAGAAGAGACCUCGCCGGAUGGAGACCACUGUUGUGGAACGACCACACAUAUCUUCUUCCCUGGCAACACGCUCGUCUCAUGAACUACCUGAUCCGAAUUUCGCGGUUGGGCAAGAAGAUUUCUUUGAUUAUCUUGCCAAGGCUUACCCCCCAAAUGAUGCAGAAGUCCUCCCAGUCUUGGGAGAAUCCAGCUCCGAGAGUGAUUAUGAUACGGAUUUUCGCGAGGAAAUGGAAGAGGACGAGGAUCAACCCCGACUGGGUAGCCCCCUGGAUGAUGCUGGGAACUUGGAGGAUGAUGAAUUUAAUGAAAUUGUCGACGAAUACAUCACUGCACGAAGGGUCCGGUUUGACGAGGCUCGACUGCCAAAAGAGCUGCCAAAAGGAUUUCAAAUUUGGACCAGAGGUCAACAACUCCCCAGCAUGAAAAGUCACAUUUCGACACGGCUCGCCCACCUGGAGAAACGUUGUCGGUCACUCCGCAAAGCACUCGCUGAGGCGCAACAUUCAUCCCGCUCCUCUUUACUCCAAGCAUGUGCAUGUCUCGACGCCACUGUCGUUGAUAUUUUCUUAGAUAAAUGGAAGCUUUCUGUUCUCGAGCAACCUACACCGCCGCCAAAAGUUCCUCGUCUACCACCCACCCAGCGGGUAGCAAAGCGCGAUGUGAAUUCAGAUGGCGAAGAGACUUUGAGUUCAGAUUCGGAUUCAGUGCAUGUCACCGAAGAAGAGGUGGAAGACGGAUCAUCAGAAGAAUCGGAAGAUAGUCUCGAUCUUGCCUUUAUCUCUGAUCCCGAGGAGGACGAUGUUACACAGAAUCAAGAAGAGCCAUAUUCUCGCGCAGCUUAUCAAGAAGGACCCUUCCGCGACUCCUCUUCAGACGAGGAUCUGAGUCAUCUUUUCUAUAAAGAAGAGAACUACGAGCCCCCAACCGCCAAGAGGCGCCGCCUGGAGAGCUAUAGCGUCAGCCCGAAUGAUUCAAUCCCGCCACUCGUAUCAAUGAAAACUCUGCCGUUUGACCGGGACGUGGCAUUGCCGUCGAAGGAGUGUGAGGAAGAGGGCCAGAUACAGGCAAAUCCCUAUCCUAUUAACCCAAUGCCCCGCCAGUCAGUCGAAUCCGUGGUUUCGGCGAGUGACAAUGGCAGCGAAAUCGAUGAGGCUGUACGUGUUUUUGACGAAGUUUACCCUAUGACAUGGAAAACUAUCGAGGAGAGUGGUAAUCGCUAUCGCCUAAUAGCGAAAGCCCUUGGAGGUCUGUCGGACAAUCGGAUCGACCAACUUUCUAAAUUUCUCGAGUCUUAUAUGUCCUUCUCUUAUCGAGAAUUUACGGGAGAUGCGCUGAAACACAUGUCUGACAAUUCACCGGUAAUAGAAGGAUGGGAUCCCGAGGAGAGCCAUUCUGCAAUGUUGAUGACCGCCUUGUUUGUGUCGUGGAUCAACGUUAUCCAAGUUCCUCUUGGAGCCUUUACAGCAAAGCAAGUCAAGAGUGCGCUUGUAGCAAUCAGAGACGACCUUGAUGAAGACCAAUUCUCACCAUUCUUUGAAAGCUUAAAUGAUCUUCUUAGGAGGUACAAAAAAUGGAUGACUUUGUCAUCUCGUGUCCAGCCUCAUGAACAGGAACUCACCCAGCACCAGUGGCCCAAGCGCAAGAAAGCGGCAGUCUCCAUGACUCUGAACCGGGCUCAAAAGCAUGGUCAAGAACGACUGGCAAAUCAAGAUGAGGCCAAACGAGCCCUCCGAUUCCGGGUUGACUAUGAGCAAAUACCCGCAAAGCCAGUUUCGUUCGGAGAUCCUAUUAUUCACCUUGAUCCAUAUAUCGGUAGCCGGAUCCAGCCACACCAGCUCCAUGGGGUUCAGUUUAUGUUCCGGGAAAUCGCUGAGAACAAAGGACCAGAAGGGUGCUUGUUAGCACACACCAUGGGGCUGGGCAAGACCAUGCAAGUGAUAUCACUUCUAGUUACCAUUUCUACUGCUGGGGUAUCACAUGAUCCGGCAAUUCGAGCCCAGAUUCCCCAAGAAUUGCGACAGCUCAGAACCCUGAUACUGUGUCCAGCAUCGCUCAUUCAAAGUUGGUGCAGGGAGUUUGCAAUCUGGUCCCCUGACAACCAUAAUCUCGGCAAGGUCCGACCCAUCCUGGCAAAAUCUUCGACCACGGGCCCUGACCGAAUUGAAGACAUUCGCUCUUGGAAUGACGAGGGUGGUGUACUGAUCAUCAGUUAUGAAAUGUUCCGGAAUCUGGCUGGGAAUAAUGCGGGCCAGAAAGAGUAUCUUGAAAAACAAUCGAGCAAUGAACUUUUGAAGACUUGGUUGCUGGAAAGCCCAAAUCUUGUUGUGGCCGACGAAGCGCAGGUGUUACGCAAUAACACAACAAAGAUUGCUCAGACAACCUGCCGCAUCCGCACCCGAAAAAGGAUUGCCUUGUCAGGGACUCCGCUAUCUAAUGGCUUGAAAGACUACUAUUGGAUGGUGGAUUGGAUUGCUCCCGGAUACCUGGGAACCUUUGCUGAUUUCAACGAACACUUCAUCAUGCCAAUUGAAAACGGCUCGCAUGUUGAAAGCACCUGGCUUGACCGAAGACAGGCACUCCAGCGCCAGGAGGUGUUCCUUAGGAUCAUUGACCCAAAAGUACAGCGAGCUGACAUGUCCGUACUGACAAACAAAUUGCCACCCAAGUACGAAUUCUCUGUUUAUUUUGAGCUGACAAGCUUUCAAAAGGCUGCUUAUAACCUCGUCAUUGAAGGUAUACCCCUAGGCAAGACUGCGAAUGUGAGCUCGAAGCUUCUGUCCUGGCUGUCCCCUAUUAAACUCUGCUGCAAUCAUCCAGCCCUUCUCAAGGAAAACCUGGAAACCCGGGCAACCAAAAGCGCACCUAGCAGACAAAGGAGUCCCAGCGUUGAUGAUCAUGGCCUUAAUGCCGGCUUCGACAUUACCACCGAAGAGGUAACGCUUCCACGGUCGACGGUGUCUGAACUGGAUGUCCUAUUCAGCACGGUUCCUAACUUGCUGGAUCCUAGCUUAUCCAGUAGAGUUGCGAUCCUUGAUGAGAUUGUCAACCAAGCAAUCAAGGUCGGGGAUAAGGUCCUGGUCUUUUCAUCCAGUAUUCCAACGUUGAACUAUCUGGCAAAUUUGAUGGAAAGAACGCAAAGGAAGUAUUAUCUACUUCAUGGCACGGUGGCCACAGCUGAGCGUCCUGAGAUAAUUCGUAAAUUCAACAAGGAUGAGUCCAUUCAUGUGUUUCUCGUUUCAACUAAAGCCGGUGGUAUCGGGUUGAACAUUCACGCAGCGAAUCGAGUUGUGAUUUUCGACUUCCUCUUUAACCCUACCUGUGAGGAGCAAGCCGUUGGACGUGCCCAUCGUAUCGGCCAGACAAAGCCGGUUUUUGUAUACCGACUUAUCGCCGGCGGAACGAUUGAGGAAAAAAUGUACGGCAAGACUGUCUUCAAGAGCCAGCUUGCGGGCCGACUGCUUGAUGACAAGCAUAUCGCUCGAAUGGGGUCGAAAUUCGAGGAAAAAUACCUGGUCCCCUGGGUAGAGAGUUCCCAGAAAGGUGGGAUUGAUGAUCUUGCAUCCGAGAAGGAUGCAGAGAUGAUGGAGAGACUCAGGUCUCGAUGCGCUGAGUCUAUACUCAGCAUCAAGCUUUGCGGCGAGGAGCUUGAUCCCGAUGACAGGUUGACGGUCGCAGAACAGCAAUCCGUGGAAGACGCGUUGAGACUGCGACGCCUUCAAAUGUCUUCAGGAUUCUGA
Penicillium coprophilum is the source of this 4218-nucleotide messenger RNA. Its product is annotated as putative SNF2 family helicase/ATPase. Gene Ontology annotation, molecular function: ATP hydrolysis activity; ATP binding; ATP-dependent chromatin remodeler activity. NCBI's taxonomy places the organism in Eukaryota, Fungi, Ascomycota, Eurotiomycetes, Eurotiales, Aspergillaceae. Bases 1 to 4218 code for a protein of 1405 amino acids. The record is from RefSeq and is a predicted model, not a curated record. The transcript has 3 exons. Gene Ontology annotation, cellular component: nucleus.